AUGAUCUUUCAAGAUGAGCUAUUCAAUAGUCUACGAUACCAAGCAAAAAAAUUGAAUGUGAUUGGUGAGGCCAAGACAUAUGGAGUGACAGCUCAUGGUAAAGAAACACCUUUUUACCAAGUAACAUUGGAGGGUGAUGAAGUACAUGCUACAUGUACAUGCCAUAUGUGGGAGUUUAUGGGAAUUCUUUGUAAGCAUAUCUUGUGUGUUUUUGGCAAGAAGGUGAAGUUAAAUGGAUUGCUACAACAUUAUGUUCUGAACAGAUGGACUAUUAAUGCUAAGAAUCGAAUCAUUCUUGACAUACCAUGUUUUGAUGACCAAUUGAGCCAACGACAAGAUGAUCCUACGAUGAGAAAAAACAAGUCAAUGUUACAACUUUAUGACAUUGUCGAACUUACAUCACAGUCAGCAGAAAAACACAAGCACUUCACACUUGCAUUGGAGAAGGUUCACAAAGAGUUGCUUGCAAUGGAAGAGCAUGUUGAAUAUUCACAAGCGGUGCCCACCAAUGAUGAUCAAAUUGGAAGAAGUCAAGUUAUAUCGAACUUUUCACAAACGGUGCAAGAUCCUCCACGUCUUUUCCUUUCUACAUUGGAGCACUUAAUUAUGUAG
Messenger RNA from Carya illinoinensis, 612 nucleotides. Its product is annotated as protein FAR1-RELATED SEQUENCE 5-like. NCBI's taxonomy places the organism in Eukaryota, Viridiplantae, Streptophyta, Magnoliopsida, Fagales, Juglandaceae. Gene Ontology annotation, molecular function: zinc ion binding. The record is from RefSeq and is a predicted model, not a curated record. The transcript has a single exon. Bases 1 to 612 code for a protein of 203 amino acids.